AUGUUUGGUGAAAAAAUUGAAGAAUAUGAAUUAUUGGAACAUUUAGGUAAAGGUGGUUUUGCACAUGUGUAUCGAGCAAGAUGUCGCAAAACAGGUUUGUUUGUUGCUAUCAAAAUGAUAGACAAGGCUCUCAUGGCGAGUGCUGGUAUGAUAGGUCGUGUAAGACAAGAGGUCACAAUUCACUCUCGCUUAAAACACCCUGCAAUCCUUGAAUUAUAUACAUUUUUUGAAGAUGCACAUUAUGUUUACCUAAUUUUAGAAUUAGCACACAAUGGAGAAUUAGCUAAGCAUUUUAAACUGGGAACUCGUGGUCUUUCCGAAAAGGCGGCUGCUGAUAUUUUUAGACAAGUUUUGAGUGGAGUUAUGUAUUUACAUACUCAUAAUAUUAUCCACAGAGAUCUUUCAUUAAAUAAUUUACUGUUGACAAAAGAUUUGAAUGUGAAAAUUGCUGAUUUUGGUUUAGCUACACAACUAAAUGGGCCUGAUGAAAAACAUGUCACAAUGUGUGGUACACCUAAUUAUAUAUCCCCAGAGGUGGCCUCGAGAGAAUUCCACGGACUACCUGCCGAUGUUUGGGGAUUAGGAUGUAUGCUAUACACUUUGUUGGUGGGAAGUCCUCCCUUUCAUACUCAACAUGUCAAAACUACACUUAAUAAAGUUAUAAACGCUGAUUACAAGAUCCCUUCUGAAUUAUCUAUACAUGCCCAAGAUUUGUUGCAAAAACUAUUAUGUAAAGAUCCCACCAAAAGAAUCACACUGAAGGGUAUAAUGGAACAUCCGUUUUUAAACAAUGUUUUGAAUGGCACAACCAAACAGGACCUGUCAAGGGACUCUGGCUUUCUGACAACAAUGCAUAGCACACAGCACAGUGCGAAAACAAGAGCUGAGGAUACUGCAUCUGAACAUAGAGGCAUACAUGGAGAAAAUAUUGGUGGUUAUGUAACAAGAGAACAGAUAGAGAUGAAUCAGUUCAAGAUAUUUUCUGAGAAACAAAAUGAUCAAUCAUUACUAUCUGCUGUUAGUAAUAAGUGCAAUAACAGGCAUUGUUCUAGUGGAGGUGGUUCAAUUGAAUUGCAUGAUAUUAGAGAAAAUACUAGAAAUAAGCAAUAUUCUAUACCAAAGUUGAAUAGUGCUUGUAACAGUACUUCAAGCCUUGCUGAUAAUAUAAAACAUUUAAAUCUUAAAUGUCAUAUACAAGGUACGUCACAACAUUUUGAUGAUGAUGGCAAUAAGGAAAAUAUUUCAAAACCAUGUGUGAUUAAUGGCAACACUUUAAAUAUUCCACCUUUAUGCUCUGAAAGAUUACCAACAAUUUCACAUAGAACUCGAAAUGCUAUUUUAAAAAUUGAACCCUCCGGUGUAAGUGUAGAAUUUAUUAAGAAAAAAGGUAAGAACAGAGAAGAAAAAGUUGUAGAAAUUUGUAAAAUAUCUAAAGAUGGUAUGAAAAUUAUAAUUUAUUCUGUUGACAAAGAUAAAGCUAAUCCAAACACAGAACAUAAUCCUACACCUGAUGAAGUGUUUUCAUAUCAUAAUUUGCCACAGAAACAUUGGAAAAAAUACUUAUAUGCAUCACGUUUUGUAGACCUUGUAAAAGCUAAAACACCAAAAAUCACUUUAUAUUCUCCGAUGGCCAAAUGUCAAUUAAUGGAGAAUGGUACUGACAUUGAUUUAUUUUUUUAUUCUGGUGAAAAAGUUACAUUUACUUCUACUGAAGGCAUGAAAGUCAUUGAUAAGAAUUUAAAAACUCACCACAAUCUAUCUGCAGUACCAGAGCUAAAACAUCUUACAGAUCAUUUUGAAGAGUGCUCUAACCGCAUAAAACGUAUACAGUCAGCCCUCUCGUGUAUUCCAGAUGAAUGCUUUCCACUAAUCAUUGGUAAAAGGCCUGUUCAAAAUUUAAACAUGGCUACAUGUGUAUCGGAAUCUGCAAGUAAAUCUUAUAACACUCCAGCUUUUAACAUUGGUUCUUUCCACCGAACAACAGCCAGUUCUAGUCAAACAAAAAGUAUAGAUUUUUCAUAA
This is a messenger RNA of Parnassius mnemosyne (clouded apollo), 2022 nucleotides long. NCBI's taxonomy places the organism in Eukaryota, Metazoa, Arthropoda, Insecta, Lepidoptera, Papilionidae. The record is from the annotation of a GenBank genome assembly.